GGCGCGCUAGAGGCCUGUAGGGUCGGGGCGCCUGCGCAGUCGCUCUUCCUCAGGCGGCCGCCAUGGCGGGACAGGAGGAUCCGGUGCAGCGGGAGAUUCACCAGGACUGGGCUAACCGGGAGUACAUUGAGAUAAUCACCAGCAGCAUCAAGAAAAUCGCGGACUUUCUCAACUCGUUCGAUAUGUCUUGUCGUUCAAGACUUGCAACACUAAACGAGAAAUUGACAGCCCUUGAACGGAGAAUAGAGUACAUUGAAGCACGGGUGACAAAAGGUCACCUUUGGCUCUUCAGAGAUGCAGGGACACACGAUGGGCUUCUGGUUAACCAAACUGAAUUAUUUGUGCCAUCUCUCAAUGUUGACGGACAGCCUAUUUUUGCCAAUAUCACACUGCCAGAGUCUCACUGUGUCACCCAGGCUGGAGUGCAGUGGUGUAUGAUCUUGGCUCACUGCAACCUCUGCCUCUUGGGUUCAAGCGAUUCUCCUACUUCAGCAGCUGGGACUACAGUGUAUACUCUGAAAGAACGAUGCCUCCAAGUUGUCCGGAGCCUAGUCAAGCCUGAGAAUUACAGGAGACUGGACAUUGUCAGGUCGCUCUACGAAGAUCUGGAAGACCACCCAAAUGUGCAGAAAGACCUGGAGCGGCUGACGCAGGAGCACAUUGCAAAUCAACGGAUGGGAGAUUGAAGAUUUCUGUUGAAACGUACACUCUUUCAUCUCAGCUUUUGAUGGUACUGAUGAGUCUUGAUCUACAUACAGGACUGCUUCCUUACUCAGUUUCAAAGUGUCUCAUUCUCAGAGUAAAAUAGGCACCAUUGCUUAAAAGAAGGUUGACUGACUUAACUAGGCAUUGUGAUGUUUAGGGGCAAACAUCACAAAAUGUAAUUUAAUGCCUGCCUAUUAGAGAAGUAUUUAUCAGGAGAAGGUGGUGGCAUUUUUGCCUCCUAUUAAGUCAGGACAGCUUGUGUGUAAGGAGGUUUGUAUAAGUAAUUCAGUGGGAAUUGCAGCAUAUCGUUUAAUUUUAAGAAGGCAGUGGCAUCUGCUUUUAAUGGAUGUAUAAUACAUCCAUUCUACAUCCAUAAUGGUUGGUGACUUGUCUGCCUCCUGUUUUGGGAAGACUGAGGCAUCCUUGAGGCAGGGACAAGUCUUCGUCCUCUUUGAGACCCCAGUGCCUGCACAUCAUGAGCCUUCAGUCAGGGUUUGUCAGAGGAACAAACCAGGGGACACUUUGUUAGAAAGUGCUUAGAGGUUCUGCCUCUAUUUUUGUUGGGGGGUGGGAGAGGGGACUUUAAAAUGUAUACAGUGAACAAAUGUCUUAAAGGGAAUCAUUUUUAUAGGAAGCACUUUUUAAAUUUUUUAAGUUGUGCACUUUUCUUGGUCCACUCUUGUUGAAGUGCUGUUUUAUUACUAUUUCUAAACUAGAAUUGGCUUUCUAUAGUUGUGAUAAUAGCAGUUUUGUAACUUGACAGCUGCACAGAAAAUAGGAGAAAAUCUGCAUGUUUGAUUUUAGUAUUAAUGGGCAAAUAAGUUUUUGCUAAAUGUGAGUAUGUCUGUUCUUUUUUGUAAAUAUGGGACAUUCCUGAUUGAUUUGGGUGUUUUGUUUUGUUUUGUUUUUUUGAGACGGAGUCUCGCUCUUGUCACCUGAGCUGGAGUGCAGUGGCGCCAUCUCGGCUCACUGCAACCUCUGUUUCCUG
Mandrillus leucophaeus (drill) is the source of this 1693-nucleotide messenger RNA. Its product is annotated as protein BRICK1. Gene Ontology annotation, cellular component: SCAR complex. Gene Ontology annotation, molecular function: protein-containing complex binding. The coding region runs from base 63 to 686 and encodes 207 amino acids. NCBI's taxonomy places the organism in Eukaryota, Metazoa, Chordata, Mammalia, Primates, Cercopithecidae. The transcript is spliced from 6 exons. Gene Ontology annotation, biological process: regulation of actin polymerization or depolymerization; cell motility; actin filament organization. The record is from RefSeq and is a predicted model, not a curated record.